Letharia lupina is the source of this 915-nucleotide messenger RNA. RefSeq lists its product as uncharacterized. The record is from RefSeq and is a predicted model, not a curated record. The coding region runs from base 1 to 915 and encodes 304 amino acids. Lineage: Eukaryota; Fungi; Ascomycota; Lecanoromycetes; Lecanorales; Parmeliaceae. Gene Ontology annotation, cellular component: methionine adenosyltransferase complex. Gene Ontology annotation, biological process: S-adenosylmethionine biosynthetic process. Gene Ontology annotation, molecular function: DNA ligase activity; methionine adenosyltransferase regulator activity. The transcript has 3 exons.
AUGGUCAAGACCGCACUGGUGACUGGCGCCACAGGCUUUCUUGGGCGUCAAGUGUCACAAGCUUUCCAGUCAGCAGGGUUUCAGAUCGUGGGCACGGGCUUCACCCGAGCCAACCCUCCUGCUAUUCUUAAGAUCAACUUGUCGAAUCCCGCUGAGAUCUCGUCAGCCUUACAAGAAGUCAAGCCUGAUGUCGUAGUACACUGCGCGGCAAACCGAUUCCCUGACAAAUGUGACGCCAAUCCAGACGAAGCCAGAAAGAUUAAUGUUGAGGCUUCCAAGCAUCUUGCUCAGGCGACCUCGUCAAAGAACAUCCUACUCAUCUACAUCUCUACCGAUUACGUAUUUCCGGGAAGACCGGGAGAAGCCCCUUACGAGGCCCAUGCAACACCAGAACCUACAAACCUAUACGGACAGACGAAGCUUGAUGGUGAGAGGGCAAUAUUGCAGGCGACGGAGGGGACUAGUUUCGGCGUCGUAUUGCGUGUGCCCGUGCUGUACGGCAAGGCAGAGGAUCCUAAAGAGAGCGCUGUGAAUAUCUUGAUGGACGUUGUGUGGAAAUCUCAGGAGAAAGACGCAAGGACGAAAAUGGACGACUGGGCAAAACGUUACCCCACGAACAUUGAAGAUGUAGCCCGGGUAUGCGUGGAUACGGCUACGAGAUACCUAAAUGGCGAGCGGUAUCGACUGCCUAAAAUCUUGCAGUUCUCUUCUGAGGAUCGAUUUACAAAGUAUGAGAUUUGCCAACUGUUUGCGGAGAUUAUGGGUCUUUCACUUGAUGGUAUGGUCGCAGACGACAAGGCUGGCAACGACCCGAAUGCAAGCGUGCAAAGACCUUACGACACUCACCUAUCAAAUCAAGCGUUAAAAGAUAUAGGGAUUGAUGUGGGAACCCAGGACUUCAAGGCUUGGUGGUGA